This is a messenger RNA of Opisthorchis viverrini, 1437 nucleotides long. RefSeq lists its product as hypothetical. The coding region runs from base 59 to 913 and encodes 284 amino acids. Lineage: Eukaryota; Metazoa; Platyhelminthes; Trematoda; Opisthorchiida; Opisthorchiidae. The transcript is spliced from 6 exons. The record is from RefSeq and is a predicted model, not a curated record.
GUUGAUGUCACUGAUUCUUGAAUUACACGGCCCAUGAUUUGGUAUCUGUCGGCCACACAUGCGAUCACUGCACACUACCUUCGCAGUGUGUUUCAUUAUUCUUAUUUUGACAGUUGAGGUUCAAAGUGGAGGUCGUGGAAAGGGCCGAACUCGUUCUUCCUCUUCAUCCACUCGAAGCAAAGUCCGUUCGUCAUCAUGGUUCCGUUCAACUAACCGUAAAUCUGGUUUAUCUUCCUCGCGUGUUAGGAAUGCAUUUUCAGUGAGAAGUGCAUUGGCUGGUAUCUAUAUCUCACAGUUACUGCGUCCACGUGUGCGGAUUCAUAGCUAUCGGGAUUUGGAUCCGUAUACUGUUUGUGACGGCUAUCGAUCUACCGUUGAAAAUGGUUCGAAGAGAGACUAUCACUACUACCUUUGUCCAGACAAUCCGACGCAGCCGUCGGAAGUGUACUGCUGCAUGGAAUCGUCAACCGGUACACACUAUUGUUGCGCCGAAACAAGCUGGGGAUUGACCUUCGUAUGGAUCGCUGCCGGUGUGGCAAUAGCCGCCGUUGUCUGGUUGAUAUGUUGUUGUAAAAGGCAGCGAGGUGCAACGAAAAUGCAGAAACAUUGGGCCUUUCACGAACGUAUCUCCCCGAUAGCAGUAGUCCAACCUCAUCCGAACGAUUUUGAAGAACCCUCUGCUCCGACUGCAUUCGCAAGUGCCAGCGAAGAGUCUCGGUCACUUGUGCCCCGUCCCACAACACCCACGCGUCCUCCCAUCGGAUUCGGCCCGGCCGAGGGGAGUCCGCUCAACUUGUUUGAAGGAGGACCAUCAGCGCCACCGGAUCCUGACUUACCACCGCCUCCUUAUCCUGGAUACGAUCGCCCUCCGCCCUAUCCCCUAGUGUCUCAUCAAUGUGAGCCACAUAUUUAGCUUGCUGGGCGGCUUGACGUGUUGGAAAGCUCAGCGUUCUGCGUAUUUUAUCAAAACAACCAUGCUGCCAAUCUGAUUCAUGUUCUGUGCUAUUCAAAACCAAAGAAAUUCUUGCCCACCUUCCAGUAUGCCAUUGAAAUCAGUCCUCUUAUCCUCCUUUAUCUAGUUUGUGAGUCCUGUGUAUCGUUCUCUUUCGUAAUCUCACGUGUAAGUUGGCAAAUUUUACCCUGCUAACCAGAGGAAAGACAACACAACAACCUGAAGUUCGUGUGAUUUUUUUGCACCAGAUACACAAGCUACAUAUUUUCCAACAUUUUCUUGUUUAUAUAUCUGGUUUCACAGGCCUUAUCUUAUAGUUCUUUUUUAAUCAGAGCAUUGUAUAUGCAUUUCACUUCAGAUUAUCCAAUGUGCUUCAUCAUUGUUUUUUUCCAAUGACAAUUUUUAUAACAUUGCUUUCCGCUUGUUUCACCGUUGUGAUUUCACUUAAUUUGUUACUCUGGGCCGAAUUUUCGUAAUGAUUUUAC